AUGGGGAGAGUUCCAUUUAUCGGGCGAUUGUUCUGGUUUGAGUACCUAGCUCUCUUUGGGUCUUUGAUUCUUGUUCUGCUUGAGACAAUCAUUCACUUGAUUACUUGGUGCCUUCCAAGCCCUAUCAUCAAAUUUUGUUAUGGCCAAUCCAAGGCACUUUUCAACCUUUUAAUCCCUGAUGAAUCCCGCACCAAGCGCACCAAAGAGGAAAUCUUUGCCAGCUCUGUUGCAGAUGCAUCUGAUUUCACUGAAAUAUGUGCUCUCUUCGGGUAUCAAGCCGAGGAGCAUAUUGUACAAACGAACGAUGGUUACCUUCUUGGACUUCAUCGACUGGCAUAUCGAAAAGGAGAAGAAAACAUGCGCGUGAAUCAUGGUCCCAGUGGGCUUCGGAAAAAAGUAGUCUACCUCCAUCACGGUCUGCUCAUGUCAAGUGAGGUGUGGGUAGCCUUGACAGAUGAGCAGCGAUGCCUGCCCUUCCAGUUGGUGGAGAAGGGAUACGAUGUAUGGCUGGGAAACAACCGUGGAAAUAAAUACUCCAAGAAGUCGAUUCGAUUCUCGCCUGGUUCCAAUGAAUUUUGGGAUUUCUCCAUCGAUCAGUUCGCCUUCUCUGAUAUCCCCAACAGCAUCGAGUACAUCCUCGAGGUAACAGAUCAGCCAUCACUGUCUUACAUUGGAUUCUCCCAGGGGACAGCGCAGGCAUUCGCUACCCUCGCUAUUCAUCCAUUGCUCAACCAGAAAAUCGAUGUGUUUGUGGCUCUUGCACCAGCCAUGGCUCCUUCGGGUCUCCGCAACCGCAUCGUUGAUUCGCUGGUGAAAGCCUCUCCGAACUUUUUGUUUCUGUUGUUUGGUCGAUGCAGCAUCCUGUCUUCGACAACCAUGUGGCAAACGAUACUCUACCCGCCGAUCUUUGUGCGCAUUAUCGACACAGCCCUCAGAACGCUCUUCAACUGGAACUGCCGCAACAUCAGUCAAACACAAAAGCUUGCUGCCUAUCUGCAUCUCUAUUCCUUCACCAGUACUAAGUCUGUUGUGCAUUGGUUCCAAAUCAUUCGGAACAAGAACUUCCAGUUCUACGAUGACGAAGUCUAUGCCCCCUUCAGCAUAGCCGCCAGCGAGCGCUUUUACAAACCAGUCAAAUACCCUACUCGCAACAUCAAGACUCCUAUAGUCCUCCUAUAUGGCGACAGGGACAGUCUCGUCGAUAUCGGGGUAAUACUAAAGGGGUUACCACAUGGCACUGUCGCCCAGAUGAUUCCCACCUACGAACAUCUCGACUUUUUGUGGGCCUCCGACGUUGAUCGCCAAGUAUUCGGUUAUGUGUUUAAUGCACUUGAGACCUAUAGCCGGGGUGGCCCGUUGGCUGCCAGCAGUGCAAGGUCCAAGAAACACAGACUUUCAACCGACGGCCGUGGUUCCAGCAAAUCGGUGUCCCGAAAAACGCGCGCCUUCCCCAAUGAUGUAGCCUACGGGGCCACUCCCUGA
Messenger RNA from Penicillium digitatum Pd1, 1482 nucleotides. RefSeq names its product sterol esterase. Gene Ontology annotation, biological process: lipid metabolic process. The record is from RefSeq and is a predicted model, not a curated record. NCBI's taxonomy places the organism in Eukaryota, Fungi, Ascomycota, Eurotiomycetes, Eurotiales, Aspergillaceae.